CAAAUUGAACGCACACCAAGUCUAAAUGGAUAAGAUUGCUAAGAUUUUUUAGCAAAAGAAAGAUAUUUUCUUUUAGGUUCCCAAUUGGCAGUACAAAGUCAGAAAUAUCAACAGCAUAAAGGAAAGCAGGGAGAAGCAUCUUCCAUUGCCGUAACUCUCUUUAUCAUCAUUGGAAAAAAAGGGCUUAAUUAGGAGAAAAAAGAAAGAAAAAUGGAGUUCCAUGGGAGGCCACACAGGAGCGACAUUCAUUUAUCAGCAGAGGAAGAAGCAAAAAUUCAAGAGGAAACAAAAGAAUAUUUUGAUGGAUUGGCUGCAAAGCGUCACUCUAAGCCUCAACGCAGUGAGUUUUCUGCUCAAUAUGUGGAUGCUUUCCCCUUCACCAAUUCUCUUCCAUCUUCCAUCCCUGAACUUGUUGAGUUUCAACGUCUCGAAAAUGAUCCUCAGAAGCUAGUUUGCAAUGGAAAUGGCCAAGUUGGGGAGGAUUUUGUGGAGACAGAGUACUACAAGGAUCUCAACUGCAUUGACAAGAAGCACCACACGACAGGAACAGGGUUCAUUAAAAUGGAGAAUAUCAAUGGAAAAUCCUUCAGCUUAGCACCAGAUCCGGUAUCCUGUUGCCAUGCUUCUUGCAGAGGAAACCCAGCAACUAAUGAAUGGAUUCCAGCAGCUGCCAAUACUGUCACUUUGGCUUCAGACAAGCCCAAAAGGAGUGACAAUUGAAAGGCAGGGUGACUGGGGGAUGUGUUGUCUUCAAGUUAAGACCUAGCUAGAUAUUGCAAAUGUUCUCUACCUUAUCUCUUAUGGUCACUCUGUGACAAAGAAUGUUUAUCAUUGUCGCCACUAAGGUAGUUCAUACGCUAAAUAUAUAUGGUUAUAAUUGCAGUGUACUUGGAUGCUUGUGGUGUUUGAAUGUUAAUUCUAGCUUCUGAAUAA
Molecule: messenger RNA, 933 nt
Organism: Hevea brasiliensis (rubber tree)
Lineage: Eukaryota; Viridiplantae; Streptophyta; Magnoliopsida; Malpighiales; Euphorbiaceae
Exons: 4
Coding region: 211-720 (169 amino acids)
Source: RefSeq, a predicted model, not a curated record